CUCACCUCAUCAGAUUUGACAUUUCUAGAUUUCACAACAAUGUUGUGAAUCGUAAAGUACUUCAUAAUGUGAUGUGUUUUACAAAGCGCAAGAAUGCCAAUACAGGCUCCACAGUGGACGGAAUUCCUAUCGUGUCCCGUUUGCUUCAAUGAAUUUGAUGUGUCACUACGUAGCCCCAUAAGCUUAGGAUGUGGACACACAAUAUGUAAAACCUGUCUAUCAAACUUACACAGAAAACAAUGCCCCUUCGACCAAACUGCGAUAAGCAUAGAAAUUGAUAGUUUACCAGUUAAUACAGCUCUUUUACAACUGGUCAGUACAAGCAUUAAGACAGACAAUGACACGGUCGAUACUAAAAUUGUUUCCCAAGAAAAUGUGGAAUUUUAUCAGUCUUCAAAAAAAUGUAUCGAGGAACUGGCUAUGUACCUCAAACCUUACUCAAAUGGAAAUGUAUGUAGCAGUACUAGCAUUUUAUCAAGACCCAUGCAAAGAAAAUUGGUGACAUUAAUUAAUUGCCAACUUGUUGAGGAUGAAGGAAGAACCAGAGCUAUGCGAGCCGCACGAUCAUUGGGGGAAAGAACUGUUACAGAACUUAUUUUACAACAUCAAAAUCCACAACAGCUUAGUGCCAAUUUAUGGGCAGCUGUUAGAGCGAGAGGAUGUCAAUUUUUAGGCCCAGCGAUGCAAGAAGAAGUGUUAAAGUUAGUUCUACUGGCAUUAGAAGAUGGUUCAGCAUUAUCUCGAAAAGUUCUAGUAAUGUUCGUUGUACAAAGACUAGAACCACACUUCCCUCAAGCUUCCAAAACGAGUAUAGGCCAUGUGGUGCAAUUACUCUACAGAGCAUCAUGCUUCAAAGUCUCAAAACGUGAAGGAGAUUCUUCUCUGAUGCAAUUAAAAGAGGAAUUUCGAACUUAUGAAGCUUUGAGACGAGAACAUGACGCACAAAUCGUUCAAAUCGCUACUGAAGCUGGAUUGAGAAUAGCCCCGGAUCAAUGGUCGGCACUUCUUUAUGGAGAUACGGCUCAUAAAUCGCAUAUGCAAAGUAUUAUUGAUAAGUUGCAAACGCCACAAUCGUUUGCUCAGUCAGUACAAGAAUUGGUUAUUGCGUUGCAAAGAACUGGUGAUCCUGGAAAGCUUUCUGUUUUAAGGCCGCAUUUGGAAUUACUCGCGGCUAUUGAUCCAAGUCCAGAAUCUACCACGCCACCUUGGAAGGAAUGUAGUGAGGCUUUGGAGGCUGUAAAACAAGUUGUGGCUGGUUUAGUGGAGUUUAUCCAUAAACAUGGAAGUCGAAAGCUUCAAGAUCCGGCUCAUCCACAACAUGCAAAGUACAAGAUAAGUAUGUGUAGAGAUUUAACUUUGCGGGGAAGUUGUCCAAGAGGGACAAAUUGUACAUUCGCACAUUCAAAUGAGGAGUUGGAAAAAUAUAGGGCAAAAAAUAGGAAAGUUAUCAUCAGAAAUAAAGAUCAUAGGAUUGAGAAUCAUUCUCCGAAUGAAAAAUCGUUUCCAUCUCAAGACGAAUUUUAUCCUUUGUCAUCUCCAACUGUGAAUCCAGUACAAAUUCCAGCUGUUGUACCAAUUUCUAGAAUCGGUUACGAAGUUCCUUUUAAUCCAAACUUUCCAGCAAACGCACCAUACCCAAAUGGAGCUCCUUUCCCAAAUCCACCCAUUUAUACGACAACCCCCACAAAUUUUCCUCCAGAUAUUUACGGCUCAAACCCACAUAAUAUGGUUGUUACAAACGGUGCGUCUUUUUUUCAAUCAGCCGAUUUCGGAAAUAACGCCGUUUCUAACAAUGAUCUUACAAAACAAAGACAAAACUGGGAGUUGAUAGCAAAAAGUCAAAAUGCAUCCAAUGUUCAAAAAAAUAGAGGAUCCACAAAGACUCUCGCGGAACUCCAUCAAAGAAAACAAGAGGUUAUUUCUCAAUUGGAGAAUAUUUUUGGUAAAAGUGCAACAACCGUUAUUUCUAAUACCGCCACAAAUCUUGCGAGACAAGAAUCGGAUUUGGAUAGUCCCACUUCGCCUUAUACAUUUUGGACGCAUGUUAACACCGGUCCAACAUUUGUUCGAUCUGAUUCCAUUUUGGCCGAUGAUGAUUAUGUUCCUGUUGAAGCACCUGGGGUUAGCAAAUACGGACCUAUCUCGCGGAUGCAUAAAGAUAAUGGACAAAGUACUGGUUAUAAGGAUGGUGCAACAUCAUUGUUAAGAAAAGCUGUAACUUCUGAGAACUCAUUAACACCUUAUUACUUUAAUAAUCCGCAAUUUUCUGGACUUCCACAAGGUCAUCCAUUAGUUGGUGGAAGUGGUGUUGGAGAUGGAUACAUCAUUAGUCAAGCUCCACAAUUUCUCCUGCAAAGAAUGCACGAUCCGUCAAAAGAACUUCUUGCGGAGGCUCAACGUGUUAAACUCCAACUACGAAACUUAGAAAAACAGUUGAAUGACCUAAAAUUAGUCACGCAAGGAGUUACAACGAUCAAUGAAGGAGAACGUUUGAAACAGGAAUUGCAGUUGAUUGAACAAGGUAUCCAGGAGAAACAGAAAGAAGUGUGUUUGAAUCGGCUGGUUUCGUCUUUGGUAAAUGGAAAUACACCAAUAAAUACUGAAGACGCAACAUAUGAAGAUGAUAUAGCGAAUGAUAUGAGAGAAUUAGAGUUGAGGUUGCAAGAAGAAAUUGAAGAACAGGAGAAACGUUGGAGCAGCGAGGAUGACUCUAAUAAAUAAACUUAAACCCAAUGGGUUUUUCCUUUUUAAUAAUAGUAAUACACAUACAUAAAAAAUAUUUUUUUAACAUGUCAAAACUAAGAACUGAUGGCUUUUCAAAUAGUUUUUGACAACCAUUUUUUUUAAUCGUUUAUGUACUAUGUAUGUAUAUUUAUAAUUUUAAUUCUUAUAUUCAAUUUAUUUAUACACUCUUUUUGGUCGUUUGGUUUACUUUGAAGUUUGUUUUUAUUAAUUUAAAACUAUACUAAGCUUACUGGUUAUCAGUUCUGCAAAAAGCGGUUCUCGCGUCGGAACAAAAUGUUUAAAAAAGGAGUUCUGGUGUGGAUUUUUAAGCGAUCAAGAUACGACGAAUAGAACAAAAAUACCGUUAUUUCCAGUUUUAUUGGAAUCAUUGGGACAAAUGUUAUACAUCGCCGAGAAAUGAUGUUUAUUAGGUCGGGCAGCUCUACGUGUUGUCAUCUCUCUUAAUGUUAAUCAUACUGUGUGUGAUUGGUAAAUCAAUAUUAUCAGUUGAUGUAUAAAGUAUAUACAUAUAUAUGGGACAUUUACUGUUUGUCUGUGCAUUUGUUUGAAAAUGCAUGUGUGUAAAAAAAUUUUAAUUAAUUAAAUAUCAAUAAUAUGA
This is a messenger RNA of Onthophagus taurus, 3343 nucleotides long. RefSeq names its product RING finger and CCCH-type zinc finger domain-containing protein roquin (gene roq). The record is from RefSeq and is a predicted model, not a curated record. Gene Ontology annotation, cellular component: cytoplasmic stress granule. Lineage: Eukaryota; Metazoa; Arthropoda; Insecta; Coleoptera; Scarabaeidae. Gene Ontology annotation, molecular function: mRNA binding; double-stranded RNA binding; metal ion binding. Gene Ontology annotation, biological process: protein polyubiquitination; nuclear-transcribed mRNA catabolic process, deadenylation-dependent decay; ubiquitin-dependent protein catabolic process.